AAGAGCCAUGUGUUUUGAUACUUCCAAGGCUAGAAAGACAAAGAAACUUCCCAUUGACCUGCAGCUCUGCUAAGUGCCCUGCAUGGAUUGAUAUCAACCUGGAAUUCUCUUGGUGUUUGCACAUCUCCCUUCCCAAGAAUUUGGUGUCUCCUUUUUGGAACGAGGAAACAAGAAAGCCCCACAGAGAGGAAACAGAGAUGAAGGUACACAUGCACACAAAGUUUUGCAUCAUUUGUUUGCUGACAUUUAUUUUUCAUCAGUGCAAUCAUUGCCAUGAAGAUGGACACGACCAUGGUCCUGAAGAGGAACGUGUACACUACCAUAAUUACUAUCAGAUCUCAGAGGCACCCUACCACCAGAAUGCAGGAACAGAAUCUAUGCCGAGUAAAUUUUCAGCAUUGGAAGCUGAAAAUGAACAAAAAUACUAUAUUGAAAAGAUUUUUGAUCGUUUUGGUGAAAAUGGAAGAUUAUCCUUUUUUGGCCUGGAAAAACUGUUAAUAAGCCUUGGUUUAGGAGAAGUACGAGUAGUGGUGAUAAAUCAUGAUGAUAUUGGCCAUGAUCAUGUUUCUCACCUAUAUGCUUUAGAUGUACAGGAAGGAAAGCAUUUUCACUCUCAUAACCAUCCUCAUAGCCACUCAGAUUCAGAAAAUCAAACCACGGUUGGUAUGGCUGCAAAGAGAAAUCAUAAAUGUGACCAUGAGAGAGAUGCAGCGCUGUCAUCUAUAAAAGGUGAUGGGAAACACAUUCAUGACCAGAGUCACCAUCACCAUCAUCACCAUCCUCAUCUGCAUCAUCAUCUUGACCAUAAUGGUACACAUCAUUCUCGCAAUGAUUCAGUUGGUCAUAGUGAGCAUGGAGAACAGAACCAUGGACCUUCAACAGAGACAAACACAACACAGGAUCAGCGUGAAAGAAAACAACGGAAACAGAAGAAGAAACGAAAGAAAAUCAGUGAGACUUCAGGAGAUACUACGCAAGAUUAUGCUCCAGAUCAUCAUCCAGGUGAUCAGUAUGAGCACAACCGUGUUCACAAACAUGAUCACGUACAUGAUGCAUCUCAUAUGCAUGUACAUCAUCACGAACACAGUAGUGAUCAUUCUACUAGUCAUGGACAUCAAGAUUCCAGUCUAGGUAAUGAGGAUGGACAUCACCAUACCAGCAAGCGAGAGGCACCUCGUAAGCAGAUGAGUGUAAGAAAACACACUACUUUUUCAGCACGUAGUCAUAAGGAUCAUAAUGAAGAUGAACGUGAUCGUGAAGAGUGCUUGAAUGUUACCCAGCUGCUACGACAUUAUGGUCUGGAAACCAGCUCUCCAAUAUCUCCUGAAUUGUUUACAUACAUGUGUCCUGCUCUGCUAUACCAAAUUGAGAGAAGGCUUUGUAUUGUACAUUAUGAUGAGCUUGAAGAUUUUAUGAAAAGUAAAACUGCAUCAAUUGAGAAUAAAGAUAAAACAGGUGCUUCAGCCUGGUUUUGUGGUAUCAUCUCUAUCACCGUCAUUAGCCUGCUUUCCUUGCUAGGUGUGAUCUUGAUUCCCAUCAUUAACCAAUGGUGCUUCAAAUUUCUUCUAACUUUCUUGGUAGCUCUGGCUGUAGGAACAAUGAGUGGAGAUGCUCUACUCCAUCUGUUGCCACAUUCACAUGGAGGCCACAACCACAGCCACCACCAUGGCCAAGGUCACGUUCAUGAACACAGGCAUUCUCAUCGACAUGCCCACGCACACGGAAUAGGGACUGAAGGCUUUCUAGAAGAAAAUGAUCCGGUGUUGAAAGGUCUUGUGGCACUCGGAGGCAUUUAUGUUUUGUUCAUCAUUGAACAUUGUAUAAGAAUGUACAAGCAUUACAAUAAACAAAAGAGCCAGCAGAAAUGGUGCAAGAAAAAACAGACUGAAGAAUCACCAAUUGGAAGGAAACUGUCAGAUCACAAAUUAAAUAAUAGACCAGAUGCUGAUUGGCUUCAGCUCAAACCCCUUGCAGGAGCAGAUGACUCGGUUUUAUCUGAAGAUCGACUUAAUGAAACUGAACUGACUGACUUAGAUGGCCAGCUGGAAUCCCCUCCCAAAAACUUUUUGUCUGUAGAAGAAGAAAACAAUGUGCACCAUCCUCACAAUGAUGUCUUACAUGCUGCUCAAGAGCAUGAUGCUCACGACUCAGAGUAUGACAGCCAUGGUGAAGAUAAAAUGAUAGCUAGGAAACACAGUCACCACUGGCAUCACAAACAUUCGCAUCAUUCUCAUGGCCACUGUCAUUCUGGAAAAGACCUGAAAGAUACAGGGAUAGCUAAUAUUGCUUGGAUGGUAAUUAUGGGAGAUGGAAUUCACAACUUCAGUGACGGCUUAGCAAUAGGAGCAGCUUUUAGUGCUGGACUGACAGGAGGAAUCAGUACAUCUAUAGCAGUAUUUUGUCACGAGCUUCCCCAUGAAUUAGGUGAUUUUGCUGUGCUUCUUAAAGCUGGUAUGACGGUAAAGCAAGCUAUUGUGUACAACCUCCUGUCUGCCAUGAUGGCUUACAUAGGGAUGCUGAUAGGCACAGCGGUGGGACAGUACGCGAACAACAUCACCUUGUGGAUCUUUGCGGUCACUGCAGGCAUGUUCCUCUAUGUGGCACUGGUUGAUAUGCUUCCAGAAAUGCUUCAUGGAGACGGAGAUAAUGAAGAGCAUGGCUAUUGUCCUGUGGGACAGUUCAUUCUUCAGAAUCUAGGCCUGCUUCUUGGAUUUGCCAUCAUGCUGGUGAUUGCCCUCUAUGAAGAUAAAAUUGUGCUUGACAUCCAGUUUUGACCUAAUUAUGGUAAUCACUGUGGAUACAAUAAUAUUACUGUAUGGCUUUGAGUCUGCACUGUUUCACUGUAUGCACAUUGCUCAGAGGAAAUGCAGUGGCUUGCACUACUUACACAAAUACAAUAUAUUCAUUUCUGUGUAGAUUAACUCCUGCUUUUUUCUAAUUCAAAUCAGAUGAGAUUGCUCAAUGUGUCUUCUAAACUCAAAUGACUGAUAAUUUGGAAAUACUAAAUAAGAGAAAUAAAUGCCCGGUUGGGUGCGCUACUUGCUUAAAUAAAAAACAUACCAAAUAUGCAGGAUCUAUACACUUGGGAAAAUACCAUUUCAUACUACAUUUGAGCAAAACCUGGAAAAUGUUACAGCCCAAAUUCAUACCUACAAGGAACCUGAGUAAGCUUUUAGUACCACACAAGUCUUAAGCAGUGGGCAUAUAUAUGCAUAUAUCGGUUUGUGCUUAUAUAUGCAUCUGUUUAUUCAUUUCUGUGUGGAUUCAUCUGCAUAGUGGUGACUUUAAGUAUUAAAUCUUAACAACAGUAGUUAACUGGAAACCACUCUGCUGUUUUAAAUUUAAAAAAACAAGUCCAAAUCUAAGCAAUCUUUAAAUUUUUAAGAGUACACCUUAAAUUGCACUCCCUCGUUUAUAAAAACCUCAUGUGUAAGAAGGCAGGCUGUUGCAAUAUACGCUGCAAAGUGCUAUGUUCUGUCAAGGAUCAGUUUGACGAUGUUUUCCUGACUAAAAUUUAUUUGAUGUUUGUCCCUUGAUAUUAGUAAGAAAAUGCAAAAUGCAAUAGAAUUAGUGCUAGCUUGGGGAAAUCCCUGAUGUUGGAGUUACAGAGCUCCUCCUGGUUCUUUCUACAGAUGCUAAACAUGUAUUGUGUGCCACUUGCAGCAUAAACUACUGAAGAAUUGUGGCUGUGAAUGUGUGCAAACUCCCUUUUAACAGAGAGUCCAUAUGGGAAUUUUUUCUGUUUUUUAACAGUUACUUCGGAAUGUUUUCUCCUCUUUAUGUUAAAAAAGAAAGUACGAAGUGCAAGAUGCUAGUUACUGAACCUGGGCGCAAAAGUUAAAUUAUGGUCUGUGUACGUACUGGUGGGUUAUUUGCAAUACUAUAAUACCAGAUCAAAAUCUGUUUCUAUAAUGCCUCAAUAUCAGACGUGGUAGCACCAGCCAUCUCACAGUAGAGAGUUAGAAAGAAUAUCUCUACUUCCUGCAUGUAAAUCAUUUCUGUGAUUUUUUUUUUUUACAAUUUGGGUAUUUAAAUUAGGUUAUUAAAAAGCAGAUGUGAUAGAUCUGUUGUACAUGUCAUUUGGAAGGACAGACUGAAAAUUUGGGCCUUAAUUUGCCAGGAUCAGAUGUCUUAGAUAGGAUUUUGCUGAGGUGCUUAUAUUGCCAGACAUGAGUUCUUCUAGUAGCCAUCUCCUUGAAGAAAACACAAAGCGAAUCAGUGAGUUUGUGAGGAGUGCAAGUUGAUUCUGUAGUACCAGUCCUAAGCAUGGUAGUAGCCUUUCCUGGAAGACACAGUUCGUCGUCUUCUUUGUGUAUGCCAGGUCAGCUGUGUUUUGACUAUGUGCUGUAAGUUUUGUUUCAGUCUGCUUGGUGCCAGUGUAGCUGCUAAAAACAUACUGAUCCUAACGCCUUUAAAGAGCACCAGUUGGUAUCUUCAUUCCAUUUCAAGUUUGUGUGUUUCUUGUGGCCUGUUACUUUUUGAAGCUUCAUGGGUCAAUUUAGUUUUUACCAAGAGCAGCUUGUAUAUUUUAAAGGUAUUGGGUUGGUUCUUGCCAGUAUUUCUUCCUAAUGCAGUAUCAAGAAACAGUAUUAAGGGUCCAUUUCAAAGAAGAGCACAGUUUCUUCAGUGAAGAAGCCAAAAGCCCAGAGUUCAGGUAUGCAGCCAUUUGAUGCUCAGAACUCAGGUUUCUUUGUUUUUCUUCUUUAAACACAUUUACUACUGGACCCUAAUUAGCACAACACUGAUGUUAGCUUCAGUUUGCUGAACUUCUGCAAUGUAAAGAUCCUGGGUGACACUUUUUUCCUAGUGCCCACGUUAGGUCCCUGAGUACCAUUUUCAAAGAGACUUAAGUCACUGGAUAACUUCUGAGAAUCUUAACUUAAACAACCUGUGUUGUUUAUGUAUUGAACUGACCCUUAAUUUUAAUUUUCUAUUAAUUUCUGUCAAGUAUAAGGGGUCAUGUGGUUGAACUGAUAUUGUCAAAUCAUUUUUUAAGUUUAUUUCUUUUAAUACUUUUACAGAUGAAAUUUUCUUUAUUUCAGGUAGAAUAUUUACUUUUGUAUUAGUUGGAGUAUGGUUUUAGCUUAAUACACUGCCUAUAUAGGGAAUAUAGUAAACUUCCUUCCAACGCCAUCUUCAGACAAGGGAAAAACUUGGUCCUUGAAGGCAGGUACUGCAUUUUUCAUUAAAUAUGUUGUUUUUCUUUUAUUUUCUAGUAUUUAUUACAACUUAUGAAGAGCAGUGUAACAGCUGUGACUUCUCUAGGUUUCCACCAGUACUGAAUUCCAAAUCAAUCUAACGUACACUUUUAAGUCAUGUUACAGACAAUCUGAAUUCCACUACAUUUCUACUUGGCUUCAACAUUCCAUUCUGCUUGGAUCCAGAGUCUCAUUUAACUUGUAUUUGUUGGAGGGCAUGUUACUUGUAUACAAUGCUGUCACUGUGUGACAUCCCAUAUGAAUUUUGAUGUAGAUCACAUUGCACUCAAUCCGCUGUGAUUAUGCUUAGAAAAUAAUGUAGUUGCUAGAUGCAGUGUGAUUUUUGUUUUUUAUUUUUUCCCCUCCAGUUAACAAUUGAGUCUAUGGUUUCAAAUGUGAUUAUGGUCCUAUAAGAUACAGCUGAGCUAUCAUUUUUUUUGUUAUAACUAAAUCAUUUCUAAAAAUUUUAUAAAGCUGGAAAAAGAUCAAAUGCUGUUUUGUUCAUUGUCAACAGUGUUGUGUUCAUUUUAUGUAUGUUCCUUAUAAAUAAGGAGCCUUCAAAAAAUAAAAUUAUUCAAGGAGCA
Oxyura jamaicensis (ruddy duck) is the source of this 5782-nucleotide messenger RNA. It is a transcript of the gene SLC39A10, whose product is annotated as solute carrier family 39 member 10. Bases 198 to 2774 code for a protein of 858 amino acids. Gene Ontology annotation, molecular function: zinc ion transmembrane transporter activity. Gene Ontology annotation, cellular component: membrane. The record is from RefSeq and is a predicted model, not a curated record. The transcript has 10 exons. Lineage: Eukaryota; Metazoa; Chordata; Aves; Anseriformes; Anatidae. Gene Ontology annotation, biological process: zinc ion import across plasma membrane; intracellular zinc ion homeostasis; positive regulation of B cell receptor signaling pathway.